GCCUCAGGGAAGCGAGCCCGGGCGCCGGCGGGCGGCCGUCGCGUCUGACAGACCACUGCAGACCACGGGCCGAGGCCCAGCGCCCGUCCGCAGCGCGGCCGGCAUGGCGGCGACAAGGAGCCCCACGCGGGCAAGGGAGCGGGAGCGGUCUGGCGCUCCCGCCGCAGAAGAACCAGCUCCUGAGGUCUCUGGCUAGGAUGCUACUAUAGGAAGGAGUAAAGGCGGUAGUAGGGGAGCCAGAACCCCACCUCCAGGAAGGCCUCUCCACCGGGAAACUUGAGAGAAGUGACCAAGUUCACUCCUGGAUGCUAGCUACAAGCCAAGCCUUAGACACUGUCUGGAGAAUGGCAAAAGGCUUUGUGAUGUUGGCAGUUUCAUUUCUGGUGGCUGCCAUCUGCUACUUCCGGAGGCUACAUUUAUAUUCAGGGCACAAGCUGAAAUGGUGGAUUGGAUAUCUGCAGAGAAAAUUCAAAAGGAACCUCAGUGUGGAGGCAGAGGUUGAUUUACUCAGUUAUUGUGCAAGAGAAUGGAAAGGAGAGACACCCCGUAACAAGCUGAUGAGGAAGGCUUAUGAGGAGCUAUUUUGGCGGCAUCACAUUAAAUGUGUUCGACAAGUAAGGAGAGAUAACUAUGAUGCUCUCAGAUCAGUGUUAUUUCAGAUAUUCAGCCAGGGCAUCUCUUUUCCAUCAUGGAUGAAAGAAAAGGACAUUGUUAAGCUUCCUGAAAAACUGCUGUUUUCACAAGGUUGUAAUUGGAUUCAGCAGUACAGUUUUGGUCCUGAGAAGUAUACAGGCUCGAAUGUGUUUGGAAAACUACGGAAAUAUGUGGAAUUAUUGAAAACACAGUGGACUGAAUUUAAUGGCAUUAGAGAUUAUCACAAGAGAGGAAGUAUGUGCAACACCCUUUUUUCAGAUGCCAUUCUGGAAUAUAAACUUUAUGAAGCUUUAAAGUUCAUCAUGCUGUAUCAAGUCACUGAAGUUUAUGAACAAAUGAAGACUAAAAAGGUCAUUCCCAGUCUUUUUAGACUCCUGUUUUCCAGGGAGACAUCCUCUGAUCCUUUGAGCUUCAUGAUGAAUCACCUGAAUUCUGUAGGCGACACAUGUGGACUAGAGCAGAUUGAUAUGUUUAUACUUGGAUACUCCCUUGAAGUAAAGAUAAAAGUGUUCAGACUGUUCAAGUUUAACUCCAGAGACUUUGAAGUCUGCUACCCAGAGGAGCCUCUCAGGGACUGGCCGGAGAUCUCCCUGCUGACCGAGAACGACCGCCACUACCACAUUCCAGUCUUUUAAGUCCGCUGGGGGCCGAACAGCAGUGCUCACCAGUGACGGUGGUCACAGUUGCAAUAAAGUCUCUCUCUGAAACCAAAGCUAGCAUUUCAGCAUGGAAGGAAUUAGGACCUUUUCUUCAGGAUUACAGGUACACUGGAUGCAGCCAUGCAUGGAUGGUUUUUCUUUAUUUUUCAGUGAUUUCCUCUGAAGCAGCUGCACUGAUACAUUUGGGAGUUGGUGGCUUGACUUUGUCCAUAAGGGGCGUGGCCACUUCACAUGAUGGCGGGCCUUUAAGAGCACAAAGAAGUUUAAUAUGGACAACAACAGGAAAAAGCAAGAAGAAAACAAGUAGGGAAAAACAGCUAACCUGGAGAGAAAGAAUUUCUUUAACCUUUAUGUUCUUCAUUAAAAAUCUUAUCUUGGACUGAUUUGAGGGAUUUUUAGAAACAUGGCCUUAUUUUAUAUAAGCAUUACCUUCCCAGGAAUCUUUGUUGUAUAUUAAUUUUUGAUAACCAUUUGAUUAACUUUAAAAUUAAGUAUAUGUGUGUAUAUAUACAUAUGUAUGUUUAUAUACACACAUGUAUCUGUAUAGUUUUAUAUAUACAUAUAUACACAUAGACAUACAGAGAACCACUACUUUGUAAUAGUGUACAGUUUGUUUUAUAUCUCUUUACUUUUUUUGUUACUAUUUUAUCUGGCCAGCUUAAUAGUUUUAUUUAGAUUUUUUAAAAUUCUGUAGAUUAAAGCAAAUGACAGUUAUUGAACUAUCACAAAACUAUUAAACUGUGGUACAUUUAAUGUGUAUUUAAUGUGUGGAAUCUCAUUAUGGUAGGCAGAAUAAUGCCCUAUGCUCCCCAAAGAUGUCUGUGUCUGAAUCCUCAGAGCCGUAAAGGGCUAAAUGGGUUAAAUGGGAAAGGAGAAUUAAGGUUGCAGGUGGAACUGAGAUGCUAAUCCAAUGAUGCUGAAAUAGGGAGAUUUUUCUAGAUUCUCCAGGUGGACGCAGUGUAAUCAGAAUGGUUCUUAAAAGUGGAAGAGGGAAUUGGAAGAGUGUCAGAGUCAGAGGGGAAUGUGAAAUAUGGAAGAACGGUUAGAGAGAGAUGCACCAUUGCUGGCUUUGAAGAUGGAGGAAGGGGCCAUAAGCCAGGGAGUUGCAGGCAGCCUGUAGAAUUGAGACUGGAAAGGAAACAGAAACUUCCCCAUAGCCUCCAGAAGGAACGCAGCCCUGCCAACACCUUGAUUUUAGCCCAGUGAAGCCUGUGUUGGACCUCUAAUCUGCAGAACUGUAAGAUAAUAGAUUUGUGUUUAAGCCACUAAGUUUGUGGUAAUGUGUUGUAGCAACAGAAAACUAGUAUUCUCAGGCUAGUUUUUGGUCGUCUUUAUUUUGGAAAUACUUUUCUAGUUUAAUUUGAUAGUUUUUUUUUUGGAGGUACUUUGCUAGUCUGUUUUGAGUUUCAGUACAUAAGAAUAAUUUUUAAAAUCUUGCUAAUUAUAUAUUACUUCAAAGUCACAAAUCCCUUUCUAAGAAUGACUUACUUCACGAGAUAUUUAGCACUAUCAUUUUCCCAGAUGUUCAUAUUAUUUCUGCAAUAAAUUAAAAGGGAGUGUGUCAAAUGCUGUCAUGUCUGAAAUUAGCAUUCAUAUUCUUUUGCAAUGGGGAUGAUCAGUCGUGUGUACUACAUGAACCAUGUCUGAUGGUAGCUUGUUCCCACUGUCAUUUUGUUUUCUGGUUGAAGAUUAAUGAGCUCAGCCACAGAAACAAGAGUUCUUCAUUGACCUCUACAGUCCCUGCCUGUUUGGAAACAUCUAUGGUUUUGUAUAACCCCUGUCAUUUAACUGACAGUGUUAGAAGAUAUCCCCCUGAUGUGUUACUGUAACCAAGAAAGCAUGAACGUUACCCUUUCUGGUGACAGCCUGCCAUGGGCUGCUGUGGCUGAUACUUAUAGAAUUGUUGCUCCAAAAUUUUGGCUCCACUUGAGCUGUCCAGAAGUGUACCUGACAUUUGUGUAUUACCACUCACCUUGGAUCUCCUUACUAGUGUAAUUAUUUCCACAUCAAUCCAGGACUGAAAGGAAAAAUUUUUUCACCAGGAUUGGCAGCCUGUAGCUCUGUGACCUCAGUCAACCCAUCAUGUUGUGUUGUGGGCGGGGGGCAAGAAUUCUUUAGAGAACCAAGUUGCGAGAAAGAUUUCAAUCCAGUGAAAGUAAAAAGUAAGAAGACAUUUAGAUAGUUGCUAUAUUUUGGGAAGAUGUCAAAACAGGUUUUUAGGGAGGAGGUAUGAGGUGUUGUGUUGUUUUGUUUGUUUUUAUUCAGUUGUAUAAUGAAUAUAACAAAUUAAGUAGCCAGAAGGAGCUGCAUGUAAAUUAGCACCACUUUUAAAUGUCAACAAUAAAUUUGAGGUGAGCUUCCUGGGUGAUGCCAACAUUUAAAUGUCUUUCUAACCGUAUAUGUUUUAAAUGGUGAGAGAACUAUAGCAAAAAUGGAAACAUAAUGCCCUCGUCGUUUUUUGAUUUUAGGAUAAGUUUCUCUCUCAAAUUUUGGCCUUACGUGUCCAUACUGAGGGGUUGUAUGCAUAUUAGUACAAGGCUGACUUUUACUGUGGUAAAAUACACAUAACAUAUAGUUUAUAUUUUAACAAUUUUUUUUUUUGAGACGGAGUUUCACUCUUUUUGCUCAGGCUGCAGUGCAGUGGCACAAUCUCGGCUCACUGCAACCUCUACCUCCCAGGUUCAAGCGAUUCUCCUGCCUCAGCCUCCCGAGUAGCCGGGAUUACAGGUGCCCACCACUACGCUCGACUAAUUUUUUGUGUUUUUAGUAGAAACGGGGUUUCACCAUUUAGCCAGGCUGAUCUGAACUCCUGACCUUGGGCGAUCCGCCUACCUCGGCAUCCCAAAGUGCUGGGAUUACGGGUGUGAGCCACUGCGCCCGGCCCUAACAAUUUUUAAGUGACAGUGACAUUAAGCAUAUUCACAUUGUUGUGCAACCCUCACCACCAUCCACCCUCAGAACUUUUUAAAAUCUCCAAGACUGACUUUUUUUCAAAGCAGGCAACUUUAAUUCCCUACCUGGUAUCUGGAUUCCUUUUCCUUUUCAUGCUAUCUUUUCAUCAUACCUCUUCUAAUCUGAGUAUUUCCUCUGGGCUUAAAAGAGCCUCAGUGGAGAAGUACAACCUAAGAGGGAGUUAGGUACAACCUAGGAGGGAGUCAGGAGGAGAGAGUUAGGUUAGUUAGUACAACCUAAGAGGGAGUUAAAUGGAUCAGGAAAAUCGUGUUUUAUCUCCAAAGUAAAAUGAUAACUAUGGGUGGCUUCUGGGCUCAAUUUAGAAUAUUAUCAUUGAAAAGUCCCCAAGAAACUAUUAAUUCAGAGCCACCCUGGUGAGUUGAAUUUCUUGAAUGUCUUCAUGGUCUUGAACCAAAGUCAUUUCCACCCAAGGGAGAGUCAGGUGAAAGUCCCCAGGGCCCUCUCUAGGGGACCGGAGACCUCCAGACUAAGCUGGUGGAGGAUGGGCUCAACCUCCAUGAGAGAAGAGCAGCCAGGAUCAGGGGGCAUUAACGUUAAUUUUCCCAGGACUUUUCUGCAAAUGGGUAUUGGAUGGAAAUAUUUGUUCUCAGUCAGAUGAGUUUCUCCUAUUUUAGUGAGACCAAAGAAAGACAAUUUUAAUUGUGUCCAAGCUGACUUUUUUGAAUGCUCUGGAAAUGUUGGAAUUCCACAUCAAAGUACGUAACUGUUUUAAACUGAUAACUAACCCAAUAUGUGAAAAUAUAUGCAAGCAUGAAUAAAGGGUUGACUAAUUCCAGAAUUAGCAAUAAUUUUCUCUUAAAUAGCAAAUUUCUAAAGCUGUAUGAUUCUCUUUGCAAGAAUGUUUUUCACACUGCUUAAUAAGACCAGUUAAUGUGUAAAACAGAAAAAAGUAUAUAUAUAUCAUAUGUCUUUUCAUGCAUCUGAAACUUUAACUGUCUAUAGGGUUGCUUGUCAUAGUUGAACAUUAUUUAAUUAACUUAUUGACUAUAUAUGGGUAUACUUUUCUCUAUAGCCAUUCACUUUUUUAAAGUUUUAAUUAUUUAAUUGACAAAUUAGCUAUUCAUUUUCCUUCAAAUCCUGUUUUUAUCACAAUGUCCAUUUUACAGCUAGACACAAAAUUUAGUGGGUCCAAAUUGUUCAAUCACUUCUAUGUUAUUUGUUCAGAAUAGUGGAUCUUUGCUUAAUUCACUUCUGUUUUAAUCCCAUCAUAUUCCUUUAGGCCAAGAAAAGGAAAGCUGAUUUGGAUUAUAUUUAUGCUUAAUAUCAACAUGGUUUAUAAGUGGACAGAAAAACACUCACUCACGUAUUCAGCCACGUAUGGUCUGGAGUGCUCUGUAGAACAGCCCGAAGUGUACACCAUGUCUCUGCACUUGAAGCUCAUGGAAUGUGUUGGAGGAGACUCAAGCUCCAUGUGGGAACAGUGUGGCCCAAGAGCCAGCAUGGAGGAGGGCUGUGUGAGCAGACUGCUAUAGAAUGCUAAAGUUAUAAUCCUAGCUGGUGUCUCGUUCUGUUUAAAAAAAUCAAAUUUCUGUAUGUAAUUGACGUAUUGGUCCUUAUAGUCAGUACCAUCAGGUCUUAGAUUGUUAAGUCAUUUUGCUGCCACCAGACCAGUGAGAGUCACUCACUUAUUUGUAAUGAUUCUUGGGAAGUUUAGUCAAGAGAAUAUCCUUGAAUAAAGAAGUACAUGUUUUAAGUAUUUUCAUCGUAGUCUAGAUGGGCUGUAAAACCCAUUUCCACACGAGUAUAAAUUUAAAACAGAAACAUCAAGGUGUCAGCAAUCAUGAUUUUGUUUUGCUUGUUCACAAGUUUGAAAAGGUGCAUGAGGCACCAAUCAGUGACACUGGAAUGCUUUAAGGAUGGUUUGUGACUUUACCCCAUUGUGCCUUAUCAUUUGUCAGCAAACUUACUGGGCCAAACACAAAUGGCUGAGACACUCCUGGCCCAUUUCUUGUCAUCGCUGCCAUCCCCAAAGACAGACUCUGGGAAACAACUUGGGAACUGCUUCAAGUCCAUGCCAGGUCAUGGCUUCGUCCGCCUCCCAGCAUGUACCUGGACUUCCUUUGGGUGCCGGCUUUUCUGCUGGACUAAGAUUCAUGGAAAGAACCCCAGGGCAAGGUGAGGAGAAGCAGCUGGUACAGACUGAUGACGAAGGAGAGGACCAGAAAAGCUGCUUGGGUGUGGUGGAAGUUUCAGUGUAAUGUGAUUCCUAGUAGGCACAUCUGUGACUCCCUUAAAUAAAAAGGGCCAGAGAUGAGGGGACGCCUGGUGAAAAUGGUGUUUGUUGUAACAUCUUGGUAUCAUUGUGGGUAAGUAGAACAAAUAUUUACAUCUGUUAUGAAAAGCUACCUUUAGCCGUAGAUAAACAUUAAAAGGAAGACUCAGCCCCAGAGUAUAUUUGAUCUAUUGGUUAACUCAUCUGUCAGCAAAUGGUUAAGUAAGUAAAAUUAAUUUUUCCAUUUGGUGUGUAUUUCACAGGGUAACAAUGAAGUGCUCCAAUCUGCUUGUGAGACCAGUUAGAUUAGUAGUUGCAGUUGAGACCAUUCCUCCUGUAUGUCUUUACAAGCAAAUUGAAACGACAUGCUCUUCUUUGUACUAUACAGAAGGACACACCACAGAUCCUCUUUUUAAAGCAGGUAAUAAAGUAGCUUUUUCCUUUUGAAACAUCAUUGUAAAACAGUGCUUUUUAAACUAUCCAUGGUAAAGGAUGAGUUUUAAAAAUUCUAAUCCUUUGCAGGUUGGUAGUUUUAUAAAUACGAUAAAAAUAUAGCACCAAGAUUAGAUUGUUAUAAAAGUUUCUAAACACUUUCAGUUUCUGUACUUAAUCUUGCAGUGUGGUAAUAAAGACUUCUACACUUUAGUAGCACUAAAA
Molecule: messenger RNA, 7155 nt
Organism: Homo sapiens (human)
Lineage: Eukaryota; Metazoa; Chordata; Mammalia; Primates; Hominidae
Gene: OTULINL
Product: OTU deubiquitinase with linear linkage specificity like
Exons: 10
Coding region: 306-1289 (327 amino acids)
Cellular component (GO): nuclear envelope; endoplasmic reticulum membrane; cytoplasm
Source: RefSeq, a predicted model, not a curated record